ACAAAAAAUUUCACAUGUUUUUUUCUGAUUUCCCGGUAAUUUAUUUCAGAUUUAUUUGCUUUGAAUUCAAGUUUAAAUUUGAUAAGAAAACCUAGUUUAUGAAUACCAAAUGCAAUUGGAAAAGCAUGAUACAUUCCCAACAAAACAAAUUAUUGUGAAGUUAGUCGAAGAAGCACUGCAUCAAUACGCACGAAACACAAGCGCCCUGGAGAUAGGGUCAAGUGUAGACGUACACACAAACCAUUUGUUGCUCCAACUCAAGGCACUUUUGGGUGAUAUACUUGUGGAGGCAUUGUGCAUUUUGGAUGAGCAAAGCCUGCAUUUGUACACCUUCGAAAGUUGUGCAAUAGCCGAGCUACAGAUCAAACACCAACAGUACAAAAGCUCGAUUUGGUUGUUUCCUGGUGUGAAUUAUUGCAAUUGUAAGCAGUUCAACGAGCGUGUAUUGGGUUUAACGAGUGAGUUGGAGCCCACAAAUUCAACACCACAAAGUGUAAACGCGCCAAGAAGUUUUACUUGUGCACAUGUAAUAGCCUUGCGGUUGGCGCAGCUCUUACGUCCAACGCCAAGUACUUACAAAGUGGAAGCUGUGACGGAACAACAAUUUAACAAUUUGAAAGAUCGUAUGGGUAGCAGUUAUUUAGAAAUAUUUAAGGAAAUCUUGGAUUGACAACUAACGAAUGCAACAUUCAAAAACACUCUAUAAGAAGGGACUCUUAAAGAAUCUGAAAAUGUUAACUCAAAGACAAUAUUCGAAUUUCAAAUUUGUAGCGCGUUUGGAUCAGAUCAAGACAUUUUACACUGGCAUAAAAGCUUUAAAUUUUGAAAAUAAUGGGAAAUUUCAAAUAAGUGAAGAAGGCCUACGUGUCACCGUGGAGGAGGGUAAUUGUGUGCAAGCUAAUCUGUAUAUGACUGCAUCAUGUUUCGCCGAGUUUCACGUAGUCGACACGGUGACUUUUGGUCUAAAUAUGAACAUCAUCUCCGAGUGUUUGGGGCUUUUCACCGGCAUACCAUGUAGCUUGAAAAUGUUCUACAAAGGCAACGGUGCACCAUUGGUGCUGGUGCUGCGUCCAAACGAUGAAACUGAUAUAUCAGCAGAAUGUUCCAUUAAAACUACCAAUGUCGAUGAAGUAAUCGAUUAUAAUCUCGAUGAAGAUAGCGCUAGUUUAAAUGUUGUAUUUGUGCGUGGACCGUCACUUGCGAAUCUUAUACAAGAAUUAAAUAAAGCUGCCGAUGAGUUGCGUAUAACUUUAUCACCACGUACGCCACAUUUUAAAAUCGAAACAUUGGGUGUUGUGAAAACUGAGACGUUUGUUGAAGUGGCCAAAACAAGUGAUAUGAUCAUGUUAUUCAAUUGUCGCGAGACCACGUCGGCGUGUUAUCGCAACACAGAAAUGCGUUUAACACACAAAGCGCUCGCCGCUGCCACCAAAGUUGCGAUCAAAACGGAUUCAAGUGGUUUGCUCGAAAUGCACUUUAUGAUGCAAUCCGAAGAAUCGUCAGAGGUGUAUGUACAAUUUUAUAUAAUGCCGUUGGCGGAUAUAUAAACAUUACUUUUUUCUUUAUAAUUAUUAUGUUAAAAAUUUCUGUGAAAUUCUAAAAGCAUAAUAAACAGUUAUUCUAAGUAAA
Zeugodacus cucurbitae (melon fly) is the source of this 1629-nucleotide messenger RNA. RefSeq names its product cell cycle checkpoint protein RAD1 (gene Rad1). NCBI's taxonomy places the organism in Eukaryota, Metazoa, Arthropoda, Insecta, Diptera, Tephritidae. The transcript has 3 exons. The coding region runs from base 681 to 1547 and encodes 288 amino acids. Gene Ontology annotation, biological process: DNA repair; DNA damage checkpoint signaling. Gene Ontology annotation, cellular component: nucleus; checkpoint clamp complex. The record is from RefSeq and is a predicted model, not a curated record. Gene Ontology annotation, molecular function: 3'-5' exonuclease activity.